UGUAUUGACACGUCCUGCUAGAUGAAGAGAUUACAUUUCCCCUAUAAUGCACCAUUGCAUAUCACACGGAACAGGGGUUAAAAAAAAGCAGAUGGGGAAGUCCACUAUAAACUUAAGCCGGAUUAUGCACAUGCUUAAUCCAGAGGUUGUUUAUUUCACCACUUUUCUAUUUUACCAUCUUUCCUGCUUUUCCGUAGAAAACGUCAAGUAGCUACGUAGCUCCGCCCUCGAUUACUGCAGUUCCCCUGAAACGCUGUAUAGACAUACACCUUUGCAUGGGACAUUCUGCAACAUAAAGUGACCGGAAACCCCUUUUUUUCAUCGCGAACGCCGAGCUCGUAUUUGGAUUUUAGUAGGGUUUAUGAAUGAUCUUCAGUAUGGAUUUAUAAUCAGAUCCUGACUGCAGGACAACUCGUCUGGACGCCGCUUCCACAUUAGCGCUACUAUGUACCGGACGUUUUUACUAUCAAAUGCCCGGUGCUGGGAUGCCGACAGUAAGAGGUCAUACCAGGACCUGUUCGAGAGGCUUGAUACCAAUAAAGAUGGGAAGGUGGAUGUCGCUGAACUACGAGCGGGUCUCAAAGCAAUGGGCAUAUUCCGCCAGGGUGCCGCACAGAAAAUUGUGUUUUCUGGUGACCAAAACAAAGACGGGAGUCUCGACUUCAACGAGUUCUCCAAAUAUCUGAAAGAGCACGAGAAGAAGUUGCGGCUGACGUUUAAAAGUCUGGACAGAAACAACGAUGGGCACAUUGAUGCCUCAGAGAUCCAGCAGUCCCUUGCAGAGCUGGGCAUGGAUGUCACCAGAGAGAAUGCCCUGAAAAUACUACACAGCAUGGACCAUGAUGGGACCAUGAUGGUGGACUGGAACGAGUGGAGAGAACACUUCCUUUUACACCCAGCCCAGAACCUGGAAGAGAUCUUACGCUACUGGAAACACUCCACGGUGCUGGACAUAGGUGAUAGUCUUGCCAUCCCAGAUGAAUUCACAGAGGAGGAGAAGAGCUCAGGUGGCUGGUGGAAGCAGCUUAGUGCAGGUGCAGUGGCGGGGGCCGUCUCUCGCACUGGCACUGCCCCCCUGGACAGAAUGAAAGUCUUCAUGCAGGUUCAUUCUUCUAAGACCAACCCGAUAAGCCUGAUUGGCGGCUUCAAGCAGAUGAUCUUAGAGGGAGGUUUAACUUCGCUGUGGAGGGGAAACGGCAUCAAUGUUUUAAAGAUUGCACCUGAGACAGCAAUCAAAUUCAUGUCAUAUGAACAAUAUAAAAGGUUGUUGUCAUCAGAGGGCAAGAAGAUUGAGACACACAAGAGAUUUAUGGCUGGCUCUCUGGCUGGGGCCACAGCACAGACAGCCAUCUACCCAAUGGAGGUAUUGAAAACUAGACUGACCCUGAGGAAAACUGGCCAGUAUUCAGGGAUGUUUGACUGUGCCAAAAAGAUCCUGAGGAAGGAGGGUGUGAUGGCUUUCUACAAGGGCUACAUUCCAAACUUAGUGGGCAUCAUUCCCUAUGCUGGGAUAGACCUCGCUGUUUAUGAGAGUCUGAAGAACGCCUGGUUUUCGUACCACGCCAAAGACUCAGCUAACCCUGGAGUUCUGGUGCUGGUGGGCUGCGGGACCAUCUCUAGUACCUGCGGCCAGCUGGCCAGCUAUCCACUCGCACUUGUACGCACACGGAUGCAGGCACAAGCGUCUCUGGAUUCUUCGGACCAGCCCUCCAUGAGUAGUCUGAUGAAGAAGAUCGUAGCCAAAGAUGGCUUUUUCGGACUCUACCGGGGCAUCCUGCCAAACUUCAUGAAAGUCAUUCCCGCUGUCAGUAUUAGCUAUGUGGUUUAUGAAUACAUGAAGACUGGCUUAGGAAUCUCCAAAUGAUGCUGCAAGCAAAUGAAAGAAGAACAUUUACUGUGUUUGUCAGACUUGAAAAUGCCUGAAAUAACUCCAAGAAAACAGACGGACAUCAGACAUACAGAGCAUGACUUCCACCAGCUGGCACAGGAGUUCAGUGGAUGGAAGAGUUUAUGUGUCCCACUAAGGGUUGUCUGUCAGUAGCUAAAGCAUUUAUCAUUUGUGGUGAGCAUGCUUUAAUUUUUAUCCUACUGUUACACUUAACACACUCCCAAAAUUGAUAAACUGUCAAAAACUAUAUUUGACACAAAGAUAGUACUGUAUAUAAAAAUGAGGAGUUGUUUAAUUAAUCCUGCUGUUAGUCUUUUAAAACUGUGAUCAAACCAAAAUGGUAGCUCAGUGGGGCAUGCUGGUGUGCUUUUUGGUAACAAAAGAAAUAUUUUCUCUAAAGAAAGGUGGAGCUCAUCCAAACAGGAUACACAGCAGAGUUAAUGGUCUUAUUUGAAUGAGCAGAAUGACACUAUGCCAGUUGAAUUGUUUAAAUCCACACCCUUUAGAGGUCAUUUAAAACUUUUCUAAGUUGUAAACACCUACCCUAGAGCUGUCAACUAAAAAUAACAGGCCCUGAAAAAUCACUAACUUAACACUGGAAUACUGUGUGCACAAAGACACAUGCAUCUUGUGCAAUGUGAAAAUCACUAAUUCCCCAUUCUGUGUUAUUUGAUAAUCAUUUACAUGUGCCUUACAGCUACUCGAUGUGAACUUUCUGACAUCAACAGAUAUGUUUUUUACUAUAUAUAUACUGUAUCUAUGUACUGUAUAUAUAUAUAUAUAUAUAUAUAUAUAUAUAUAUAUAUAUAUAUAUAUAUAUAUAUAUAUAUAUAUAUAUAUAUAUAUUAUGGUUAUUUAUGGGUUUUAAUGAUGGUUACUACUAUGUAACAUGGUAACAUUUGUAAGAAAACAGUAAUAACUGGUCAUUGGACUGACAUGUUUUUUUGUCUUGUGCCACUUCACAUUUCAACAAAGAUCUCCACCUACAAAUACAGAAAUACACACCCACAACAGGAUACUGUUACAUUUAACAUUUUGUUACUUGUUCUUCCAUAUAGCCCAGUGGUGGGAAAUCUUCAUCUACCAUGUAAGAUGACAAUCUGCCUUCUGUCUUUAUUAUAAAUUACAUUAAUGUGGAUUUUAAGAAACUAAAACUGGUCUUAAUUUGAUGGUCAUUAACCUGAACAUAACUCCAUAUAGAAGCUAACAUGGUCUUUACUGGAAGGCUCACUCCAGAACAAAGGUUUGGUGGCGUUAAGUUCAGCUCUUCAGAGUGGGGAUCACUGAGAUGUGUUAACAGCUCCACCUCGUGGUUAAUAAAGACAGCACAUGGGACACGUUUCCAUGUAAAACUGGAA
Messenger RNA from Siniperca chuatsi (mandarin fish), 3246 nucleotides. RefSeq names its product calcium-binding mitochondrial carrier protein SCaMC-1-like. Gene Ontology annotation, molecular function: ATP transmembrane transporter activity; calcium ion binding. The record is from RefSeq and is a predicted model, not a curated record. Gene Ontology annotation, biological process: transmembrane transport. Gene Ontology annotation, cellular component: mitochondrial inner membrane. The transcript has 10 exons. Lineage: Eukaryota; Metazoa; Chordata; Actinopteri; Centrarchiformes; Sinipercidae. The coding region runs from base 446 to 1864 and encodes 472 amino acids.